Messenger RNA from Abrus precatorius (Indian licorice), 1669 nucleotides. Its product is annotated as zinc transporter 8-like. Gene Ontology annotation, cellular component: plasma membrane. The record is from RefSeq and is a predicted model, not a curated record. Bases 233 to 1297 code for a protein of 354 amino acids. The transcript is spliced from 4 exons. Gene Ontology annotation, molecular function: zinc ion transmembrane transporter activity. Lineage: Eukaryota; Viridiplantae; Streptophyta; Magnoliopsida; Fabales; Fabaceae. Gene Ontology annotation, biological process: zinc ion transmembrane transport.
CUUUAGUUUCGUUUUCUAAUUCCCUUUAUGUCGUCAUGUGUCGACACGGAAAUUGACACUCAGCGUGGCAGAGUAACCAUAAAUUUCAUAAUCUUAAGCUUGAAGAGUGAUCUUUUAAUCCAGCACCUACGUAUACACACAUAAUCCAUAUAAUUCUCCUGUACAAGUUUGCUAGCUAGGGUUUCCUCCUUGUGCUCUGUACCUCUCUGUAAUUCUUUGAGGAAUUCCGAAAAUGAACAAAAAUGGGGCACGUUGUGUACGUGAUAAGUUGACGUGGAUUUUUGUGUUUCUGGUUAUUCUUCCAUGUUUGGUUGUUGGCGAGUGCACAUGUGAUAAAGAAGACGAAGCUGGUGACAAGAGUUUGGCUAAGAAAUACAAAAUAGGAGCUCUGGUUUCGAUUUUGUUCGCAAGCGCAAUCGGCGUUACCAUUCCAAUGCUUGGGAAAACUUUCUCGGCCUUGCGUCCUGAGAAGGACUUGUUCUUCAUCGUGAAGGCCUUUGCGGCUGGGGUCAUAUUAUCCACUGGUUUCAUCCACGUUUUGCCCGAUGCUUUUAAAAAGCUAACAUGUCCUUGUCUUGAUGAAUCUCCGUGGCAAGAUUUUCCUUUCACAGGAUUUGUGGCAAUGGUGUCCGCUAUUGCAACGCUCAUGAUUGAUUGUAUUGCAACUGCAUAUUUUAAAAAGGCUCACGUUCCCGAGAAGGAUCAAGUUGUUGACCAAGAAAAUCAGGUUGUGGAGCAACAUGAAAAUCAUCUCCACGUUCAUACCCAUGCAACUCAUGGUCAUGCUCAUGGUUCCAUUCCUCCUUCAUCGGACCUCGUUAGACAUCGUGUUAUUUCUCAGGUGUUAGAGUUGGGAAUUGUGGUGCAUUCUGUGAUAAUAGGGAUCUCUUUAGGUGCAUCAGAAAGCCCUAAAACGAUAAAGCCUCUUAUAGCUGCUUUAACUUUCCAUCAAUUUUUCGAAGGCAUGGGGCUCGGUGGUUGCAUCUCACAGGCAAAGUUCAAGGCGAAAGCAGUUACAAUAAUGGCACUGUUCUUUUCCUUGACAACACCAGUGGGAAUUGCAAUCGGUAUGGCGAUUACGAAGUUUUACAAGGAGAAUAGUGAAACUGCUCUAAUAGUGGAAGGUGUUCUUAACGCAGCAUCAGCUGGGAUAUUAAUUUACAUGUCUCUUGUGGACCUCCUUGCAGCCGAUUUUAUGAAUCCCAAAAUCCAAGCAAGUGGGAGGCUUCAGAUUGGAACUAACCUAUCUCUGCUUCUUGGUGCUGGUUUUAUGUCGCUUCUAGCCAAAUGGGCCUGACUCACCAAAGCCCACUCUUAUUGAAUCUCGAUUACACCCAUUUUAAUGUCGUCCAAUAGAUGUGAUUUAUUUUUACUUCAGAGAAAUAAAAUUACAAAAACAAAUGAGGCGUUUUUGUUGACCCUUUGCCUCCACUACCGCUAUCCUAUUAAUUACAUAAUAGGGAUUAAUUAGAAAAUAAUUUCUUUUCCACUUUUAGUCUGUAGAAAAGAGAAUAUCUUGGGACCCCCAAAGCACGUGUCACGUGCACUCCUUUAGAAGUUUGCGGAACAAUUUCCGUAAGACACUAUUUAGCUUAGAAUAUACAAGUCUUUCGAACUAUUUUUUAUCAACUUUCUAGAUUCGAAAUAAAGUUUAAAUAAGUUCUUCUUU